ACCUUAGAGCGGUAAACAUUCGAUAGUGAAGCUCCUUGCUCUUAUCGAGGCGUACUUGAUAUCUAUCCAUUCGUUGUCGUUAAACGGCUUUCUUGUUCGUUUCCCAAAUAUACUAAUCAGUACGCACAUUUUCCUCAUCAACGUAAGAUGUCAGGUCAGUCACAACGUGGGAAGACGAAGUCUUUGAGGUAAGUUCCUUUUUUCCGACAGCAAAAUGUUGUAGAGCUCGAAAUCAGCGUAUGUCAAUGCCCCCCAUUAAUCCUUUGCGUGUGGCGCAUACUCAGAAUGCCUCAAAUGACAACUUGGGUAUAUACGCGAACCCCAGACUAACGUAUAUUCUUGGACGCCAUGUUAUUGUAAGCAUAACUUACUUAAUUUAUGUGUAGGGAAAUGUGGGGGAAAUCAUUACUAUUGAAGACGACCAUGUUCACGGUGUGAUAAAGGCUAUUUCUCCUUCCGUAAGUGCCAAUUUUAAUAUAUUGCAAGGCUGACCUCGGUAUAACGUACGCUCAAGUUGCACAAAAAAAUGACAAAAGUAAUCGUAAAAACGUGUCUGACAAAACCAUUCUCUGGACAGAAAUUAAAAUGGUUCAGAUAUCUAACGUUAAAAGGUUGGACUGCCUAGUCGGUGAGUAAGAAACUUAAUUAUGAACUUUCAGAUGAUAUAAAAACGGACAAUGAGAUCGCCAAAGACUGUUCAACUAACAACUUUGUGGAAGACAAGGAGCUGGUGCCGUUCUUUGCCUCGUCUGAUGUUGUUAAAGACUGUUUACUUGAUCAGGGAAGCUUUUCUGCGAUGGAAAUGUUUGAGACGAAUGAAAAAAUGUUUUCUGUCGUUUCCACAUAUAAUGACGAUCUCCGAGAGUAUACGUAAGUUAGAUUUCAGUUCUAUCUUAUUUUCCAGGACACCCGUUGACAGGUCUGCUCCAAAUUUCUCUGAAACCGAAGCGCGGUGUGCAAAACUAGCGCAAGACAUCACAGAAAAUUCUUCAUGUAUUAGUUUAGUUGACAAUGAAGAUAUUGGGAUGGAAAAUGAGGAGGAAAAGUAUAGUGCUGUUAGACGCAACGGGACAGUCCAGAAUUCGAUGCGAAAUGCGAAAAGCAAUUCCCGAACAAAUCUAGCUCCUGCAGAAACUCAAGUCAAUUGCCUUGGCAGUCAACUGUCUCAGGUAUGUAUUCAGUCAAGUAAGCCCAGUCACACCGAAGCUGUUCGUGUGAGUAUAUCUGUUGGGGAUGCACUAAAGUCAGACGUUCCACAAGUUAAUGGAAUAUCUAAAACCAGCACCCAAGCCGAUAAAGAUAAGGUCAAACUAUGUCACGACCAACCUACUAAAGUGUCUACACCUACUUGCGUGUGCACGUCAGCACCUCCUGUAAAAACCAAUGUUGUUGAUGUACCUGUGUCGUCUGUUAGUAAAUCAAGCAGUACUGAAGAGCGUGUUAAGAAGUCAACGCUCGAUCCCAACGCUCCUGAGUUCCAGCCUAUGGGUUUGUCUUAUAGUUCACAUUCUGUUGCUACUAUGCCUCCUGCUCUUCAACCCAGUUUACCUACUCUAAACAUGCCUAUUCCACACUACGUAUCAACGGUAAACGUUAUUUCUCAAGCCUCUCAAUUACCGACACAAGCUACGUUUAUUGCUGCAGGUCAGCACAUGUAUGCACCUUACUCCUAUGGUCACCAGACACAUAUUCAACAACUACUACCUACUCCAGUUUGUUCCAAUGGACCUGGCACAAACCCUCAGCAUGUCCGAGGUAGUGCAUUACCCCCGUCUGUUAAUCAACAAAGCUAUGUCACUCAUGGUAGUAAUAUGAUGCAUCAGUUGGGACAGAAUGCUACAUUAGGGCAGAUUAUUACAGCUCCUCAGGUGAUUACAGGUCAAAACUCCACAGGUCGCCUUCCAGUUUGUCCUUCGUCUUCCGUCAACUUCACACGCCAACGUUCCAAUGAUUCCCCUUCUUCAGUAACCCACUGUACAUCGUACCCCGUCCAGCAGUCAACUAUGUCUAUUCCCACCUUCCAGUCACAAGCACUAUACCAAUUACCUCAACCAAACGGUACGUUCCCUUACUUGGUUUCCAGUCAUCCUCCAGUGGGACUGCAGUUCCUUUCUGGUUUGCCUACUGCUGUUAGUUCUGGUUUGAUGAUGGGAGGUGUUCACGUAUCACAACCUUCUAGUCAGCAAAUAUGCCCAACUCAUACCAUCAUGCAAAUGCAACCUGCGCAUCUACAAAUCCCUGUUGGACAACCAGAUCAGAUUAAUCAAACAACUACACCUCAACAAACCUCCCAAUCUCAGCAAUUAUUCUCUCAACACUUUCAAGAUCAAUCCCACUCCAUCCAAAUCCCUUCAUACGCAAAUCUCCAAGCUCCAUAUCAUCACAAUCUAAUGUUCGCUCCUCAACAGAAUUCCCCUGGGUUUUAUCCCGGGCCAUCUGCAAUGAUAGCGACACCAGGAGUUAAUCAUAUUGCUUCUGGCUUAUCACCCAUUGUUGGCCAACCGAAUCCUCAUCAACUUGGUGCCAGCGUGGCAAAUCAGUCGAAUCAAUCCGACUCCUCUUCAACCGCCUCCCAGCAGUUACAGCAGACUCAUAUUAUGUCUCAACCAAAUUGCCAACCACAACAAAUGUUACAACAUUACCCAGCAAUCCCUCAACCUCAUCUGCUACAAACACAGCAACUGUCCGCAGCUCAACAUAUAGCUGGUCACCAUAUCCCCGGCAACCACACCUACCAUGCGUUAAUGGCAGCAAUGGCGGCCGGUGGUGGAGUGGGAGCUACACAAGCUCAUUAGUUACUGGGUGUUUUGUAAUGCCGUUGACCGACAAGUAAUAUAAUCUAAGACAAAUUCCAGCGCUUUGUAAACUACCCGAUGCCUUUCAUUCUUGACACUAUCUUAAGGUGUCUCAAGUAGUACUUUGUUGAAUCGAUCUCCAGAAAUAUGCAGGUGUAAUCUCAAAUCAUCGUGGUUUUUCCUGUUUCUGCAGGGUGUUGACAAUGAGUUCUAAAAUGUUGUAGAUGAUUCUGCUCAAAUUGUAAAGAUCGCUUGUAUGCAAAGUUUAGUAAAAUAUAUUAUCGCUAAGC
Molecule: messenger RNA, 3085 nt
Organism: Schistosoma guineensis
Lineage: Eukaryota; Metazoa; Platyhelminthes; Trematoda; Strigeidida; Schistosomatidae
Source: the annotation of a GenBank genome assembly